This is a messenger RNA of Epinephelus lanceolatus (giant grouper), 5310 nucleotides long. The record is from RefSeq and is a predicted model, not a curated record. NCBI's taxonomy places the organism in Eukaryota, Metazoa, Chordata, Actinopteri, Perciformes, Serranidae.
AAGACCCGCUGAAAUUCAAAGUUAGAGGAGGAGACCAGAGCAUAUAACAACAAGAAGGUUGUUCCUUGUUUUCAGUCAGUUAGCGUCGACCCGUUUCAUACAGACUGUUGUUUCACACAGACUUCUUUUCAGCUCAGUAUGGAAGCUGGUGAGGAAAAUAAUGGCAAUGUCAACUUGAAAAGACAGAGAGCACCUCUGUCAGAUUCUGAAGACAAUGUCCUCUCACAAUCAGAGGUGAAUGAUGGCCAGAAGCGGCGGCGUCUGGAGGCAGCUGGUCAGGAGAACCGUAGUCCUAAACCAUCCUCCUCUGGACGCCUAGCUGAGCUGGAGAUGAAGCCAGACACACCGAUGGUUCCUUCAGUCCGGACCCGAGUCCAGCAACUCACCCAGCGACGAGAGGGUGCAGCUCCUCUUGCCCAGCGGUGCCUGUCGGAUCCUGGAGCUGACAGUCCAUCGCUCUUCAUCCACAAAAAGGGCCUCAGAGAGCAUCUCCUUGGUGAGGGAGAAUUUAAUCAGCGAUUGGAGCGUUUCAAAAUGCCAGUCUUCCAAGCUAGCCCCAACCCCACACCAAGCCCUGCCAACCCCUCCCCACGGACCUGCUCCAACUUUGUGUCUGCCAUUCAGGAGAAACUCCACAGUACUACAGCACCCAGCUCCAAGCAGGCUUCACGCAUACGCCAGGAACGGGAACAGGAGUUGAACCAGUUGCCUUUUCAACCAAUCAGUGAGAAUGCCUGGCUGAAAAGGAGCAACUCUGAUCCCUCAUUAUCUCAGGCAUGGACCACUCCUGGCCCCUCAUCUCCCUCCUGGGUUCCUAGAUCUAGAGGGAGAUUUCAUUGGCCUCCUAUGCAGCCCUGGGAUCAGAUGGACGGUGAUGCUGAGAUGAAAGAUGGAAGUUUUGAAGCUCCUAGAACAGGUGCAGAGAAGCAAUGUUCAGAUGGGACAGGUGAAAGUGCACCCAGUCACUCUGAAGCUCCUGAAGUGUCUGUAGAGCUUGGGAACUCUACUGAGGCAGAGCUGCACCUGGAAUGGAAGAAGCAAAAUACUCAUCAGGGUGAUGAAGUCAGGGAGGAGAAACAGCACAAGGCCUCAGUUGGAAAUGAGGAAAAUCAGCCAGGGACCCGACAACCACAGACACAGACUGUACUGAAGCUGUCUUUUAGCGAGGAUCAGAGUUUCUCUAAAGCACCUUUCAGUGAGGACCAGAAUGUGUCGGAGUUGCCUACGGGUGAAGAGCAAUGCUUGCUAGAAUCAACUCAUUUAGAGGAGUCAAACAUGAAGGGAACAGUCGAGAUUUCCACAUUAACUGAACAGGGCAUGUCUGAGGUGUUUUCCUGUGAAGAAAUUGAUGGUUUUUCAUACAGUGAAGAGGGGAUUGAGCCUUCAACAGAUGAGGAGGCAAGGUCUUGGAGAUAUCCUCAAGACAAGGUGUGCAAGGAGGAAGAGUCUAUUAUAGCUGCAGAACAGGAGGGAGAUGUGAGUGCUGAGGAGAAAGAAACGGAGUUGGGAUCAUCCAGAAUGGAAAAAGAGAAAAGAGGCAGUGUUUCAGAUCACAGUGAACCCUCUGACAUUCAGGACAGUGAAUGCUUUUUGGGUAAUGUCUCAGCUGAGAUUGCUGGCUCCUCUGAAAUGCAGGACGGUGAGAAACCUCAGGAGGAUGAGGGUGUGUUAGAAAGCUGUUUAGAUGAUUCUGUGAAAGAUCAGUCUAAUUUAAACAGAGACCAAGGAAACAUAGAGUCCUGUGAGGGAUUUUUUAACGGAGCCGUUACAGAAGAUAACAAUAUUUUUGCAACAAAACAUGAUCAGGAAGAUAGAGGAGGAUGUGGUCAUAAUGAUGAUAUAUGCCAACAGCCAGAGACAGUGAAUAUAAAAGAAAAGGACAUGGAUCUUGAGUCAGACAGAGGAGUGGGACAAACGGAGGCAUCUCCUGUUGUCAGUGUUUCACAAUCCCCUAAAGAAACGCAGACAGGGCACACAGAGCUUGAAAGAAAUAUUGAAGAUGUAGCAAAAGCUGAGGAAGAGACUCCGACUGAAUCAUCAGACAUAGAUGGAAAUGAUGACGCUCAGAGUUUGACAGAGGCACAGGUGUCAGUUAUUUUGGAGACAGAAGAAAUGGAGCAAGAUGCAGGACAUGAAAGGGAGGGUGUUGUGGAUGGGCUGAUAGGAGAAACUCACAAGGCAGAGGCAGGAGAAAGCUCUAAGAAAGUCACCUUUAUCCUGGAGCCUGAGCUAAUUAAUGACAUAACCCUACCUGAGGCCAGUACCUCCAUGGAGCCCAGGGCAGAGACAAGUAUGUCAGAUGCUGAACUGAGCUGUCAUGAUGAGACCAACACCGCUGAAAUAAUUGAUCAGAUGUUCGAGGAGGUGUUGGAAUAUGCUGGAAGGGUAGAGGCAGAGAGGGGCGAUGAUGAGGACACUGAGGACCAUGACAGUGGCAUUGGCGUUUGCUCUGGAGACAAAGAAAAACUGGACACGGAGUCAGAGAAGGAGAAAAGUGAAGAGGAGGGUGAUGAGAACAAGCUGCUUGAAAGCGAUAGAGAAGAGCUGCUGACUUUUCCUCCCAGUGGCAUCCUGUCCCCUCUCAGCAAGUCUGUAGAGGCUGUAGUCACCCCUAUGCGACUGGAAACGAGCCAGGAGUCCAAUCUUCCCUCUCUGCUCUUGACCCCAGAGGAGACCACCCCCCCUCUUGCUGAAUCUGCUCCUCUAUACAGUAUUGAUGCCUAUCGCACACAAAGACAGAGAAAGCUUCCCACCAUUCAGAGUGUCACUCCUGGGGUUCAGAGACGAGCUCCGGAGAAGUCCCAACCUCAACCCUCUGUCAACACCAAGGAGAAAAUCACAGCUCUAAAUACAGAAGCAGGGAAGUUGCAGACUGUGAUCAACCAGACCCUGCAGGCUCUGAGCUGCUGUACUGAUGAGGAGCACGGACGAGGCUCGCUGGAGGAGGCGGAAGCUGAGAAACUCCUGUUGGUCUCAUGUGAGAAACGCUCUGCUCUGCUGGCAGAGGUGACCAGACUGAGGGAGGAGAGGAACUCGGAGUCAGCGGAAGCAGCAGGAGAGGACAGGGAGUAUGUUUCCCAACAGGCCUGCAGAGGGACUGUCAGCAUCACAAACAUCCAGCUGCCGCUCAAGGUGGAAUUCGUCUGCUCAUCACACAACCGUACAGGUCGGCCAAGUCACUACUUUUUUGUCCUGAUCCGCUACGGCCCCUGCAACAUUGUCGCCACCCCGCUGGCCACGGCUGCUGAUGCUCAGAAUGGAGACACCAUCUCCUUCCCUACUUCUGUCACUCUGAAGGAUAUCCGCUCUUCCUUUGAGAUUGAUGUGGAAGUCUAUAGCUUGUCCCACACUUCAGGUAGUAGCUGCAGCAUGGACCGGACCACCACCAAGUCACGGGUCACACCAAGGAAGCUCCUGAACACCAUCACAAGAUCCAAUAACACACUGACAUCUGCUGCUCCGUCUGCUCUCAAUACUCGUCGCUCCAGCAACUUUUGUCUGGUGGGCUCCCAUAAGAUCACCUUGGCCUCACUGGGACACAGCAAGUUCCCGCUGGACAAGAUGAAACUUGAAGGCAAAAUCAGGAGGCUGCUGGGAGAUGAAUUUCAGGAAAAGGUGCCUUUUCUCUCUCCUCUAGAGGGCAACAUCUACCUGCAUCUGGACAGCGAGAGUCACUCUAAUGUACAGCACCAAGGCUUCCUGACAAUGUUUGAGUUGCUCAAUGGAUACGGUGUGUGGCAUCGCCGAUAUUUUGUUCUGGAGGGAUGCAACAUGCACUACUGGAACCACCCCAACGACAAAGAAACUAAGGAAGCAGAGAGCAGCAUCUCUUUGUCCAGCUCUCACAGUCAGUGCGUCAGGCCUGUGAAGAGGGACUCGUGUGCUCGACCUUUCACCUUUGAGCUGGUGAGCAACGUCCCUCAGCAGCAGGACGCCAGCCAGGAUGCCUUGGCCAAGUGUUGGUUUUCAGCUGACACCAAACAGGAGAGAUUGGACUGGAUGGAGAAACUCAAUCAAGCUCUUUUGGACUUUCACACAUGGAACCGCACGUCAGCAGCCCAAACAGAAAGUCAGCAGUCAAACUCGUCCAGCAGUGGGAACCUGAGGGAGAGCAUACUGUAACAACACCACGAGGCCAACGAACCUACUCUGUGUGGUAGAUAAGCUGACAUCAGGGUUUAGAUUCUUCACCUCAGAGCUGCAGGAGGUGAGCUGCUUCUUAACAGGCUCUGUUUCACAGUCGAAAUGAAACUGGCAAAUUGUAAACGAGGCAAAACAUUAUGUAUCUUAUAUUGAUUUAUUUUUUUUUGGGAGAUUAUUUGAUUUCCAUACUAUUGUUUAUUUCUUUUAACCUGAAUCCAGUCAUUGCCGUUGGGUUUCACUUUUAUUUGCUGAGUUACAGUUGCCAUUUGAAUAAUUUUAGUUUUUCUUUAUCAUGAUUUUGUGGAAGAAGUUUUAUUUUGAAUUUUCUGUGGCAAUCAGCUGCUUUAGCCUUUGUUGGCAAUAUUAUUUGGUCACUUUCAGUAGCUAAGGUGAAACUUCUUGUAGCUGAUAUAUUUUUGUAAUAAUUUACACAUGUAUUUAGAUUCAUAUUAUAUUUUUGCUUCGUAUAAACUGGAAGGAUAAACCAAUUUAUAUAGACAUACUAAUAAAUAUUGAAGGAGGAGGAAAUCUUUAACGCUACUAAACGUAUCUAGGGUGAGAAUGUAUUUCAAAUGGCACGAAACACUACAGAUCAAUAGUUCAUAGAAGGAGUGCUAGUUAAGGUUGGAAUGGGAGCCUUUCAUAGGCAUUCAGACAUACAGUUUUUGAUCAUGGGCCGAGUGGAUGCAUUGUAGAUGGAAGCAGGCUUUUUUUUUUUUUUACUGAACCAACAAAUAUUUGGCUGUUUCUGUAAAAUGUGAUAGAAUUUUUACUGAAGAAAUAACCAGUCAAAUUAUCAGACAGUCCCUCUUGUCAGGGCGUGUCACUACGUCUCGGAGAUUUUACUUCGUUCACAGUGGUUUGAAGUUUUCACUCAUUUUCCCAAGUGCACGAUUUGUGUUGCUGCACAUAAAUCAAUUCAUAUAUUUACAAUAUUAAACCAUGUUAUAUGUGUAAUGCAGUGGAUGAGGGAACUGAUGAGGUAAAAGAGGGGACUGUAGUGAUGCUGCUACACUGAAUGUAGUCUGUUCUGUCUGAUGUGUUCUUUUCCAUGUAUUUCCACCUAUCAGUCUGUCUCUUUGUUCUCAGUGUUAUUCAUGUGAACUCUCAUUCUAUGCACUUAAUGAAGUUACCAAUAAAAUAAAUGGAUUGAAAUGGCUACAAAAA